AUGGAUCGCUCCAACAAGCCCGCCGCCAUUGGGGUGGCCGCUUCCCUUCCCCAGCCCACCGUCACCAUCCACGACAAUCGCAUCGAGGCCACCCUGCCUUCCGGAGAGUCGGUGCAGGUGUAUCUGUACGGCGCCACGGUGACGUCGUGGAAGCUGGCCAACGGGGAGGAGCAGCUGUUUGUCAGCUCCAAGGCCCAUCUGGACGGCUCGAAAGCCAUCCGGGGCGGCAUUCCGGUUGUGUUUCCGGUCUUCGGUCCCCCGCCAAAGAACCACGCCACGUCCGCUCUGCCGCAGCAUGGCUUCGCACGCAGCACGAACUGGGAGUUCCUGGGCAAAUCGACGUCCGAGUCGCUGGGCAGCGACAAGAGCAAGACGCAUAAUGCGGUCAAGCUCGACUUUGGCCUGUCGUCCGACAUGCUGAGUGAGGAAUUCCGCAAGGCGUGGCCGUACGAAUUUGGGCUCGUGUACAGUGUCACCCUCAGCUCGGAGGGUCUGGAGACCUCGCUUCAGGUGCAGAACAAAGGGACCGAAGCAUUCGAGUUCCACGUGCUGUUGCACAACUAUUUCCGAGUCAAGGCAAGCGACUUCACCCCAUCGCUUGGAGUGAAUUCUCUGGCUAACGCUGCUACUUUCUUUAACCUCCAAAACAAGUCCUACACGGACAAGACGGACAACUACGCCCUCAAGACGGAAUCCUCUCCCGCGAUCGCCAUCACGCAAGAGACGGACCGCGUCUACCAAGACGUGGACCCCGCUGUGCCCGUCAUCGUCGCCACUGCCGACGACGACAGUGCCCCGCUGUCGAUCACCCGCCAGGGACUGAACACCAUCACGCUGUGGAACCCGUGGACGGAGAAAGCCAAGGGGAUGAGCGACUUUGGAGACGAGGAGUACAAGGAGAUGGUCUGCGUGGAGCCGGGCGCUGUGGGCGGUUGGCAAACGCUCGAGGCGGGCGAAUUCUGGGAGGGCAGCCAGACAAUACGGCCGCGGUUGUAA
Molecule: messenger RNA, 996 nt
Organism: Rasamsonia emersonii CBS 393.64
Lineage: Eukaryota; Fungi; Ascomycota; Eurotiomycetes; Eurotiales; Trichocomaceae
Product: putative aldose 1-epimerase
Exons: 3
Coding region: 1-996 (331 amino acids)
Biological process (GO): carbohydrate metabolic process
Molecular function (GO): isomerase activity; carbohydrate binding
Source: RefSeq, a predicted model, not a curated record